AUGACUCAGAACUACCAGCACAUCCUUGCCUUGGAAUUUGCUGUCAAAGAAAUAAAUAAGAACCCCCAGAUCUUACCCAAUGUCACCUUGGGAUUCCAGAUCUAUGACAGCUAUAUGAAUCCUAGAUGGACAUUCCACUCUGCAAUGGAUCUGAUUUCUCCAAAAACUAGAUUUCUUCCAAACUAUAAGUGUGAAACCCAGGACAAUCUAAUUGCCAUCAUUGAAGGACUUGACUCUGCAAGCUGUCAAGGGAUAACAGAUGCUCUGAACAUCUACAAACUUCCACAGUGGACAUGGGUUGGAUUAUUAACUGCAGGGGGUAUCAAUUCAGAAUGGAUCACGCAAGCUGUGGUUGCAGAAUUUGCCCAGAGUGGCAUCUGUUUUGCCCUCACAGAAAUAAUCUACACUGUAGGAAUGGCUGAUGAACAUGGUGGAGUUCAGAUAUGGGCACCCAGACUGUAUCAUAAUAUUAUUAAAAGCACAGCUAAUGUAUUUCUCUUCUUUGGAGAUUCUCGUUUCAUGAUUAUUUUGGUCUGGUUACUAGGCACAGGAAUUACGAGAGAGGCAAAAGAAAAUCCCAAGGGGAACGUGUGGGUUUUUACAGCUCAGACAGAAUUAAAAUCAUAUGGCAACAAACUGGGCUGGGAUAGACAUUUAGAAGACUUCCAUGGAGCUAUAGGGAUUGCAGCUCACUCCCACGAACUUCCAGGAUUCCAAGAGUUGAUUCAAAGCAAAAGUCCUCUCAGCACUAAAGGAGAUUUUUUCAUCAGAGACUUCUGGGCAUCUGCAUUCCAUUGUGUAUUCCCAAACUCUGUGCUGUAUAAUCUUUCUGGAGAUAACUGUACCGGUGAGGAAAAACUGGAGGACCUUCCUGAGGAGCUUUUUGAAAAACAGAUUACUGGGCACAGCUACAGCAUCUACAAUGCAGUCUAUGCUGUGGCCCAUGCUUUACAUGCUGCAUAUUUAUACAAAUCAAAACACAGAAGAACGAUGGAAGGGAAAAGGGAGAGGUCUGAGCAGCCAUGGCAGGUUAAUCACUUCCUGAAGCAGCUAUCAUUUAACAACAGUGCUGGGGACACAGUUUCCUUUGAUCAGCAUGGGGUAAUCAUAACUGAAUUUGAUGUUAUCAACUGGAUGGUAUUUCCAAACCAGUCUUUCUUCAGAGUGAAAGUUGGAAGGAUGGAUCCCCAAGCUCCAAAAGAAGAAAUCCUCACCAUUAACAGGGAUGCCCUUGUAUGGCCCAGGGGCUUUCACCAGGCACAGCCUGUUUCUUGGUGUAAUGACCCCUGCCAUACUGGUUUUAGCAAGAGGAAGAAAGAGGGGGCAGAAUUCUGCUGCUAUGAUUGCAUUCCAUGUCCGGAGGGCAAAAUAUCUGCUCAAGAUGACAUGGCUGACUGCUCUCAGUGUGAAGAUGAUCAUUAUCCAAAUAAGGGUCGGGAUUCAUGCAUUCCCAAAGUUGUAACCUUCUUAUCUUACAAUGAACCUUUGGGGAUGGGUUUAACGGUUGCUGCCCUUUCAUUUAUUUUAGUCACUAUUCUUGUGCUUGGGACAUUUAUUAAGCACCACGACACUCCCAUCGUCAAAGCCAAUAACUGGAAUCUCACUUAUACUCUUCUCCUCUCCCUCCUGCUCUGCUUCCUUUGCCCAUUGCUUUUUAUUGGCCGACCUCAGAAGGUGACAUGUCUCCUCCGACAAACCACAUUUGGUAUCAUCUUCUCCAUGGCUGUUUCUUCUGUGUUGGCAAAAACCAUCACCGUUUUUCUAGCUUUUGUUGCCACCCAGCCAGGCUCCAGAAUAAGGAAGUGGGUGGGGAAAAAACUGGCUAAUUCCAUUGUUCUUUCCUGCUCCAUUGUGCAAGCAGCCAUUUGUUUCUUCUGGCUUCUAACAUCUCCUCCAUUCCCUGAUGCUGACAUGCAUUCAGUAACUGGUGAAAUUGUACUGCAAUGUAAUGAGACAUCAUCUAUCAUGUUUUACUGUGUCCUGGGCUACAUGGGCUUCCUGGCCAUUGCCAGCUUCACUGUGGCUUUCUUCUCCAGGAAGUUACCUGACAGCUUCAAUGAAGCCAAGUUGAUCACUUUCAGCAUGUUGGUCUUCUGCAGUGUAUGGUUGUCAUUUGUUCCAACCUACUUGAGCGCCAAGGGGAAAUUCACAGUGGCUGUGGAGAUCUUCUCCAUCUUGGCCUCCAGUGCUGGGUUGUUGGGAUUCAUCUUUUUCCCCAAAUGCUAUAUUAUUGUUCUGAGGCCUGAGCUGAACAAUAAGGAACACCUCAUCAGGAAAAAUGUCUGA
Hemicordylus capensis (graceful crag lizard) is the source of this 2286-nucleotide messenger RNA. RefSeq names its product vomeronasal type-2 receptor 26-like. Bases 1 to 2286 code for a protein of 761 amino acids. The transcript is spliced from 5 exons. Gene Ontology annotation, cellular component: membrane. Gene Ontology annotation, molecular function: G protein-coupled receptor activity. Gene Ontology annotation, biological process: G protein-coupled receptor signaling pathway. The record is from RefSeq and is a predicted model, not a curated record. NCBI's taxonomy places the organism in Eukaryota, Metazoa, Chordata, Lepidosauria, Squamata, Cordylidae.